AUGGAUAGACCAAGUACGAGUCAGCACUCUGUGGAUAAGGUAGAAGUGUUCGAGGUUCGAGAACAUGUGCCUUACCAAGCAGAGUUGACAAGAGCUCCCACGGCAUAUGAUGAAGAGAGUGGGAAUAUGUACAACUCAUCGUGGGAGUCUGCUUGGCGCGCGAUCUGUCAACUGUUCAACCUAUUCCACCACAUGCAAGUCGCAAUUAUCGUGUACUGUGUGUGGCACUUCGCAUUAACUUCAGCUCCUGAUGGAAGUAUCAGCAAUUUACAACUGCAUAUCAUUUUUGCUGGAACUGGCUACCAACUAUUUCUCGUCGAAGCAAUCUUGACUCUCCACAGGCAUAACUCAUGGUCAUCCCAAAUGUCUAAAGACUCCAAACGGGUAGUUCACGGGUGCUUGCAGCUAAUUGGCUCAAUGUUUGUCAUUGGAGGCACCUUCCUUGGACUGUCUCAUGUUAAUAUGGCAAUUACGACUCCUCACGGCAUAUGUGGUGUGAUCGCGCUAGUUUUUGCUAUGGUCAGUUUUAUCACAGGCAUCAUCGCAUUAUUUUCUUCGAAAGUACGCUUAUUGGUCAAAAGUGGUCCCGUCAAAAUUCUACAUAUGGCACUCGGCAUUUUUGCUGUAUCCAUGGGUCUAGUAACCAUAGCAAUAGGAUUCACUAUGGACUACUUUGCGGCUCCACAAGGUGGAUUAGCGACUGCUUUGAUUGUAUUUGUGAGCAUGACGCUAUUAUAUGUCAUAGUACAACCUAUUUACGACUUAAUUUCGACUACGCGGAACUCACUGUGA
Arctia plantaginis is the source of this 792-nucleotide messenger RNA. The record is from the annotation of a GenBank genome assembly. NCBI's taxonomy places the organism in Eukaryota, Metazoa, Arthropoda, Insecta, Lepidoptera, Erebidae.